Exophiala xenobiotica is the source of this 1669-nucleotide messenger RNA. RefSeq lists its product as uncharacterized. The coding region runs from base 188 to 1537 and encodes 449 amino acids. The transcript has a single exon. NCBI's taxonomy places the organism in Eukaryota, Fungi, Ascomycota, Eurotiomycetes, Chaetothyriales, Herpotrichiellaceae. The record is from RefSeq and is a predicted model, not a curated record.
CUCCAAACGCGACUGUCGCUGGUGAUGAGAUAACCGAAUACUGAAGUCUCUGAGAUGUGACAUGCCAAUGACAGUCAGGCUCACUACGAAGCGAGCAGCAGCACGAUAUUUUUAACGCUGAGGCAGUGAGGGACGCCUGGCCCCGGGGAUACAAGGCCACCCUUUAGCAUACCACGGGACAGAUAAAAUGCACCGCGACCCCGGAAUCUGGACCACAUUCGACGAGAUCUGUCAUACCAUCCGGGACUUCUUCGAGGAGCAAACGACAAUGUCCUCCGAAAAGGGCCCUUCUCCAGCUGGUACUGGUGCUGGUGGCAGCACCGCAGCUUCUUCUACCCGCAACCGUCUCACCACCCUGUUGCGAGAUGCCAUCACCAAAGUCAUCAGCACCAGCAGCACCAUCCUCGACCGGGCUCUCCCACCGCAAAGACGGGAACAAUACAAAAACUGGCUGAUCAAGUUCGCGACCGAGCGGCCGUACCUUGCGAGUUUCCUGUUGUCGCAGAUUGCACUUAGUGGUCUGCCUCUGGUCCUCUUCUGCUGCAUGACGGUGUCGGUCUUCAUUUUCUCGAUCCUUGCAGGUGUACUGCUGGGCGUGAUUGGGGGGUUGCUGUUCGCUGUUCCGGCAAUGGGCCUGGCACUGUUGAUUCUCCUGCCGGUAUUGUUCUUCACGACCGCAGCGGCCGUUUCCAUCUGGCUUUGGGGUGUCGGAGGGUACAACGUGAUUAAGUGGCUCAGUCACAGGGGGAAUCCGGGCGUGCAGAGUGAUGUGAAAGGUCCGAUGACAAAGGUGAACGGCGGCGCAUUUCAGGGAGCGGGAGCCAACGGUGGUGGUGGUCCACCGACAGGGCAGACCCAGCAGCAACAGGGACAAGCGGGAGGAGGUCCACAACCACUGUCUGGAAUGAGCAGAGGUCCACCGCCGAAUACGCAACGCCCAGGCCCAGCUCCUCAGCCACGACCAGCCGGACUCCCGCAACAAGGCCAAGGACAGCCUCCUCAGAAUCGGCCGAGUGGUGUUGGACCACCGUCUCAGCAUCCUCCUUCACAGCAGAGUCGCCCAGGAGCGCCCUCGCAAGGUGGUCCUCCUCCACAGUCACGCCCUGGCCCGCCAUUACAGGGAGGCCAGCAGCAGCAGCAGCAGCAAGCACGCCCACCCACACCGGGCCCGCCACAGCAACAGCAUUCCACGAACGGCGAGGGUUUUCAGGGUCAAAAUAACGGCCCGAACGGUAACGGGAACGGGAACAGCCCGCCGCAACAACAACAGGCCGUCAAACGCAAGCCCGUGAGCAGACCUACAUCGCCCGCGCCGCCGGAAAUUGCACGCAAGCCAGUGAGUCGGCCGACUUCUCCUGCUCCUUCGGCGAGAGACAGAGCGGACAGUGCGGCGAGUAAUGCUGCCAGAGGGCCAGGACCUGGGUCUAACGGGUCUAAUGGGUUUGGCGCUGGUAAUGGGAAUAGUAAUCCGGGCUACGGCAAUUCCGGCUACGCACAGAGGCCGACUGGCAUGGGUGGACCGGGUGGGCAGUACUGAUGAAGGAGAAUCGAUAUACUCGUUUGGUAUGGCGUUCGGGGAGCUAUUAAUGUAGUCACAAGCACAUGGAAGAGUCACGCAUGGUGCCAUAGAAUAUAAAUUGUUCUGUCACGCAUCAUGCAUCGUUUUCAU